Molecule: messenger RNA, 2178 nt
Organism: Penicillium salamii
Lineage: Eukaryota; Fungi; Ascomycota; Eurotiomycetes; Eurotiales; Aspergillaceae
Source: the annotation of a GenBank genome assembly
AUGGCCUUCCCAUCUCCCCGCCGUCCGAUACAUCAACCCCCGCGCAGACCUGAACAAACCAUCCUCCUCCUCCUUAUCGCUUACCGUCUUGUCAAUGCUUUCGCCGUGCAAACCUUCUUUCAGCCAGAUGAAUAUUUCCAAUCGCUAGAGCCCGCUUGGCAAAUUGCCUUUGGAGAUGAUCAAGGGGCCUGGAUAACGUGGGAAUGGAGACACCAACUACGAUCCUCGCUACACCCCCUCCUGUUCGCCGCACUUUACAAAAUUGCGGCUUAUUUCGCGGCCGUCCUUCAUGUUUCCCCUGCGACGCGUGCUGAACUCCUCAUUGCAGCCCCGAAGACAGCGCAAGCCGUUAUCGCGGCUAUCGGCGAUUUCUACACCUGGAAGCUCGCAGUGCGCGUGUACGGAAAUGACUCCCGCGGGGCUUGGGCAACACUGGCUGCGACAGUCCUAAAUCCCUGGCAGUGGUUCUGCUCCACCAGAACGUUGUCCAAUUGUCUCGAAACCACCCUGACAAUUGUCGCACUAGAGCUAUGGCCAUGGAAAUGGACCAGACCUUCAACCGACCCUAGCCCUGGAAAGCCCGCCUUAAAGAAGGGGCCAGAGCGCAUGAUCAGGGCCGCCGCUGACGCAUCUUGCAGCCUCCACCAAUGCUUGCCACUGGCAGCACUGGCCUGUAUCUUGCGGCCGACAAAUGUUCUUGUCUGGGCAACUCUGGCCAGCAUCGCUUGGAUGCGGACCACUUGGGCCCAGCGCAGAAUCCUUAUCGUUGAGGUCGCCAUUUGCGGAUCGGCGAUCUUAGCAGUGUCCUCUGUUGCAGACCGUCUGUUCUACGGACUCUGGACCUUUCCGCCGCUCAGGUUCCUUUACUUUAACAUCGCGCAGUCACUGGCCGUCUUCUAUGGCAGCAAUAAUUGGCAUUAUUAUGCCACAGAGGGCUACCCACUUCUGCUGACCACAUUGUUACCCUUUGCGAUCGUUGGACUGUAUCGCACCCUGAAUUCGCGCAAUUCUCUCGUGGGAGACAGCCUGCAGUCCGCGAUUCGGGUCCAGCUGGCUACAGUAUGUGUGGCAAUGCCUCUGGCUCUUUCUUUCAUUUCGCACAAGGAAGUGCGAUUUAUCUACCCAUUGCUACCAUUGCUUCACAUAUUGGCUGCACCCCCGUUGGUGCAAUUCUUCUACCCGGCCAUCUACUCUCGGCCUCACCCAACCGAGCCCCGCAGACUGAUUCUGAUCUUCCUUGUGCUUGUGAAUGUGGCUGUAGCUUUUUACACCACCCUCUAUCAUGCAACCGGGCCAUCAAAGGUCCUUUCCUACCUUCGUGGGCAACAAGAGAAACACGGCCUGCAACCCACAAGAUGGGGCCCAGAACCUGUCAAAGACGUCGGCAUCAAUGUAGGCUUUUUAAUGCCAUGCCACAGCACCCCCUGGAGAUCCCAUCUUGUAUACCCAACAAUCAACGCAUGGGCUCUAUCCUGCGAACCACCAAUUAACAUGAACGCAACCGAAAAGGCCACAUAUCGAGACGAAGCAGAUCAGUUCUACGACAACCCAGCAACUUUCUUGCGCGCCAAUAUGGCCGGUGGUCUCCGAUAUCCCCCCAAUACUCCCAGCUACAAGCUGAGGGAAGAAAGUCCCGAGCCACAUCUGUACGACUGGCCAGACUACCUCGUCUUCUUUGCUGCGCUUGAGCCAACCCUUCGCCCGCUCCUGCGCCAUUCAACCUACGACGAGUGCUGGCGCACCCACAACACCGAUUGGCACGACGAUACGCGGCGUCGUGGCGACAUUGUUGUCUGGUGUCUGGAUUCGCAGGAGCAAGACGACUGGCGCGAGCAACAAUCCCGUCUCAUCCAGCAGAGUCGAGACAAGCAAUUUGACCGCAUUACAGAAUCUUUCAGGAAGCAGGCGAGCAGGCAGCAAAACAGUGGAUGGAGAAGGUUUCUUCCUUCGUUGUUCCCACCAUCACCUCCAUCCACGUUUGCUUCAUGGCGUCGCUCGGUCCAAUCACUCUUUUCUUGGAAUUCUUCCAAGUCCUCCUUUUGGCCUUGGAGACAGAAGUCGCGCUGGGAAAUCUUUUUAGAUAACUUUGGAUAUGGCCAGACCUCUUCUUGGUGGUCGGGGUGGGUUCCUUUCUGGAACAAGAAACGUGUUCCGACUGAGCGAGAGUUGUUUUCUUGA